Aphanomyces astaci is the source of this 1089-nucleotide messenger RNA. RefSeq lists its product as hypothetical. The record is from RefSeq and is a predicted model, not a curated record. NCBI's taxonomy places the organism in Eukaryota, Oomycota, Saprolegniomycetes, Saprolegniales, Verrucalvaceae. Bases 251 to 955 code for a protein of 234 amino acids. The transcript has a single exon.
GGUGGUGUUGCUGCUGGUAGAGUUGUCUGCGAUGUGGUCCGCUGCCCGCGUAGUAGUAGGGGCGGCAAUGACUUCGGUGGCGUUGGUCGCGUUGGCUUCCGCCUGGUAGUCCGCCACAUCAAGGGCCCCGGUAGUGGGUUCGGGAGUCACUUCUUCCAGGUCUGGUUGGUUGGACGUGGGUGCAGGAGCAGUCACAACCGGAGUAGGUGCAGGUGCGUCCGUGAUAGGCUCCGCGAUUGGAUCGUCGGCGAUGUCCACCGCGCCUUCGGGGAGGAUGCUGAACGACUCAGCGUACCCCACGACGCUCGUGACGACGCCGCCGUGCUUCUUAAUGUACUUUUGGGUCCACCCACCGCCGGCCACGCCCACGACCUUGAGCGUGCCGUUGGUCGCGCACGCCUGGGUCGUGGACUUCAGGUCGGCUAGUACCUUGAACGCGUUCGCGACGUUGUUUUCGAAGAGACCUCCGUGGAAGCGCUUUCCCGACCGGAUGGACCCGGCAACUUGGACUUGGUGGCGCUCAAUGUCGACAGAUGCCAGCGCACCACCAGCGUACUUGUCCUUGCCGCGGCUCAGCGGGACGAAGAAGCCCCCGCCACCGGCAAUCGCGUCCACGAGCAAGGCGCGGCCACACAGCACCUUGAACUCGGCGUGCGCCCCUCCAUCCAAAAACACAUACUCACGCUUGUCCACGCAGUCGUCGUCGGGGCGCCACUGGAGCGGCUCGGCCUUCUUGAUGUCCUUGGUGGCGUCCGUGGGGUGCUCGAUGAAGGACUUGAGCACCUUGAACGCCGAGUGCACGGACAGAUCGCCGCAGGAUUCACUCCACUCGGCGCCCUCGGUGUGGAGGGUGAAGGACGAGUCGAUGGAGAAGUUGAUUUCCGUGGCGUCCGAGAUCCACUGGGCCAAGCUCGUGACAAACUCGUCCGUGUCGUCGUUCAGUUUGGCGAUGUAGCCCUCCGAUGAGCCCUUGGACUUCCACUCGGUAGCACCCGAGUCAGAUGGUUCGUGGCUGGCCACCGCCAAAGCAGCCAUGAGCAAAGUCGUCACCACCUUCAUGUUCGGGGGAACUGAAUCGCAAAUGAAAAC